This is a messenger RNA of Chara braunii, 1559 nucleotides long. The record is from the annotation of a GenBank genome assembly. Lineage: Eukaryota; Viridiplantae; Streptophyta; Charophyceae; Charales; Characeae.
AGUACCAUCCGCUAAUCCCGCUGGGCUACUUCGUGUUUCUACUUGUUGUUUUUGUUUUUUGUUGGCUUUGUCGUUGUUCGCCACCUCACAGGAAGCCAGGUUAAGACGUGUUUUCUCAGGGUUUCAAGAUGGCGUCGAGAGGGUUUUGUUACAACUGUAACAUGGCAGGUCACUUCGCUAGGGAUUGCCCCUAUCGGCAACCUUCCCUCCCUCAGCAGCCCAGCGGCUUCCGGGUGCCCUUCCCACCCCCGCCACAUUCGUCUCCCCUCGCUUCUCCGUCCCUCUCGCGAGCCCCUUUCCUCGCUUUGCCUCCUCCUCCCCCUUCCCCUACCUCCCAACCUAAUGGCUCCCAGGCUCUCGUGCUUCGACAACCCUUGUGGAAGCUCAACCAAGAUAAGCUGGACCGAGUCUAUGAAUUCAUGGCUUCUGAACUCGAAGUAAGGCAGGAGGCUAUUCGCGAAAGGGAACGUCUGCUCAAGGAAGAGGCAGAAAAGAAGAAGAUCAAAGAUGCGGAAGAUAAGGCACUGAGGAAGUUGAAGGAGCGCCAGGACUUCGAAGAGCGAAUCGGCACCAUUGUCGGUACCAAGAUCAAUGAUGCUUGCGAAUUAUUUCUUGGUAAAGUUGAUUUGAACAGGAUGGCGGGCGAACGCAAGACAUCUGCAGAGCAUGCAAGACCCAGAAUCGAUGAGGAAGCUGAGAAGGAGUGCCUGCGUAAGCAAAUCGAGCAGCUACGUAUAGAGAACGAAUGGAUCAAAAAGAAUAUGAAAGAGCUGUCACGUACGAUCAAACAGUCUGUCGCCGAUACGAAGAGAACAGGAGCAGGGGUCUGCAUCACCAGUCCUCCUGAAGCGCCAGCUCGAGGCAGACCGCGUUUGAUGGGGGUGGGCACUCCCACUUCUCAGGACUUCCAAAAACUGCUCAGGGCGUGCAACUCAAUCAAAGAAGGUAAGAGAGCGGUCGACAUGGAGGUCCAAAUGCUGAAGGAACGCUUCGAACGUGCCAUCGGGAAGCUUGUCAGGCAGGGACGAACACCUAGGUCCAACCUCUCCAAGCGAAUCAAUGAAGUGUCAGAUGAUGACGAACCGGAGAACCUAGGCAAGCAGGACGAUGCGCUCGAUGAUAUUACCCUGCGGCCAUCUCCACCGAAGAGAACUUCUAGGAGAUUGGCUACCAAGGUAGCGGCCACUGAACGGGCCGACUUCAUCAAGGAAACGAAGAGGCACCUCAAACGCCUGAAGAAGAAUGGACUCCAGAUCUUAUGCGGCAGAGAGGGCAUCUCUUUCACCACCUGCGAGCAGGCAAUCAACUACAUCGCCGAGCACAGGGCAGCGCUCGCCUUCGAUUUCCGUCCUGAAGCUUUCAAGGUUGGGAGAUCUGCUCCUGAAUCCGAGGCGGACGAAGCUAAGGAAGACGUACAUGACGAUGGGCAGGCCACGCAGCCUGUUGAUAUCGAUGAUGAGGAGCACUUGGCGGAAGAAUAGGGGUGCGACCCAAGCGCUGACUCGCUAUGGGAGCUUCUGUUGUCUUGCUUUUCUCUUCGUAAGACCAAAGAUGGUGUC